UCCAAUCACUUUGAUAGCAAAUAUUUUCUAAAAAUGAGGAAAUCACCAGUUAUUCCCACCGCCACUACUCAUGUGGUGUGCCUCAUCCUAUUAUCGCUUACCUCAAUUGCCAAGGCUGCCAAUGGUGGCGGCGGCGGCAGCCACAACAUCACUCGCAUUCUGGCCAAGCACCCUGACUUCUCCACUUUCAACCACUACCUCUCCGCCACUCACCUCGCUGACGAGAUCAACCGCCGCCGCACCAUCACUGUCCUCGCCGUCGACAACGCCGGCAUGUCCGAUCUCCUCUCCAAACAUUUCAACAUCUACACUCUCAAGAACGUCCUCUCCCUCCAUGUCUUAGCCGAUUACUUCGGCGCCAAGAAACUGCAUCAGAUCUCCAACCGCACCACCUUGGUUUCCUCCCUGUUUCAGGCCACCGGAGCCGCUUCCGGUACCUCCGGCUAUAUCAACAUCACCGACGUCAGAGGUGGUAAAGUAGGGUUUGGAGCUGAAGACAACGAUGGACUCAAUUCCUACUACGUAAAAUCAGUCUUUGAAAUCCCUUACGUCAUCUCUGUUCUUCAGAUCAGUCAUCCUCUUUCUUCUCCUGAUGCUGAAGCUCCAACCUCUGGACCAGGCCUCGUCAAUCUCACCAUUAUCAUGGCCAAACAAGGUUGCAAGGGCUUCGCCGAUCUCCUCCGGCCGUCGAAAGCUCUGCCCGCUUUCGAACACAACGUCGAUGGCGGCUUAACGGUGUUUUGCCCAACCGACGACGCCGUCAGCUCCUUCCUUCCCAAGUACAAGAACCUCACCGACUCCGAGAAGGAGUCGUUACUGUUAUAUCACGGCGUUCCUGAGUACGAGACCCUUCAAAUGUUGAGGUCCCAUAAUGGGAUUAUCAACACUUUGGCCACUGAAGGAGCCAACAAGUUUGAUUUUACAGUGAAUAGUAAAGGUGAAGAUGUUAUAUUAAAGACCAAAGUCGUGACUUCGAACAUAGUUGGCACGUUGAUCGAUCAAGAUCCUGUUGUGGUGUACAAGAUUGAUAAGGUUUUGUUGCCCAGAGAACUAUUUAAGGAGGCGCCGGCAUUGACGCCGGCGGAGUCUCCUAAGCCGGCGAAGAAGAAGAAGAAGGGGGCUUCGUCAGAGCAUGCUGAUUCACCGGACUCCGCCGACUCGCCGGAUUCGGUUUCAGAUAAUCAAAAAGCUGCCGAUGAUGAUAGCGGAUCAACUGGUUUAAACAAUAAUGGCUUCAGGUUUAUCGCGCUUGUGGCAACUUGGGUAAUGGGGUUUUUACUUCUAUAACAAGAAACUAAGUAAUUAAAUUAAUCCAUACAAUUGAAGAAAAAUAUGCAAUUUGAUCUUCGAAGCACAUGUAUGUCUUGAUGUUUUAAUUUUUAGAGAUUUAAUUUUUCACACGAGUUUGUGGUUCGUCAACCAUACAAACUUUUCGAUGUGAAGAAUACAUAAUUCCAAAAAUUAAAAUUUCAAGUGAUGUUAUUGGGAAGGGAUCAAAUCGUCAGUGCAGUGUGUGAUCUGAAAAUACAUCAUAGAAAAGAAUAUGGAUGUACCUCAGUGUCGGCAUACUUUUGUGUUUUUUUUAUUUUUUUGGUGGGUGAUUGUCGGUACACAGCUCAUGGACACGUGCGAGAUUCUUUCUUUUCUUUGUUUUAUUUCAUGUUUUCUUUUUUGUUUUGUGAAAGAAAUAAAAAUAUCAGACCCGCUCGUUUGGAAUA
Prosopis cineraria is the source of this 1718-nucleotide messenger RNA. Its product is annotated as fasciclin-like arabinogalactan protein 2. The transcript is spliced from 2 exons. Gene Ontology annotation, cellular component: plasma membrane. The coding region runs from base 34 to 1287 and encodes 417 amino acids. NCBI's taxonomy places the organism in Eukaryota, Viridiplantae, Streptophyta, Magnoliopsida, Fabales, Fabaceae. The record is from RefSeq and is a predicted model, not a curated record.